AGCAAAACACGCCGAAGCAACAACCGACGUUCACAUACACACGAACAACAAAACACAUAGCCAAACGCGGUUUUACGUUGUAUUCUCUUUCCCCACCCCCUUCUUUGCUUGUGGUGUGUCUUUGUCUUUGCCUUGUUGGAAUUGCUCCCCCACGAGCCGGAACACUUAUUAUUCCUUCACAAUGGAGUUCCACAUCAUUUCCAACAGGGGCGACAAGACGACGCUGUGCAUUGAUGACGAGAUGACAGUAGGAGACGUGCGCGGGGUGGCGGCGGCGAUGCUGGACGCGCCGGAGGACCGCGUAAUGACCAUGUCGCUGGGCGGCAAGCUUCUCACGGACGACGCCGAAGCCUGGGUCGACCUGUGUGCCCGCCUCUUCCGCAGUCAGCAGCCAGCGCCGAUGCAGCGCAAAAUAUUCUGCAACCUGACGGACAAGCCCGUGACGGAGAUGCAGAGCGGAGAGGUGAUGCGGAUGUUCGGGUCGAAGGAGGAGCGCAAGCUGGAGAUGGAGAAGGAGCGACAAUCCACGGAGGCGAUGGAGUCGAUGGUGGAGUCGCUCUCGCAGAACCCGGCGCUGCUGGAAAGUAUACUGCGCUUGAACCCGCAGAUUGAGAAGAUGCAGAAGAAGUCGCCGGAGAUGGCACGCAUGCUGAAGGAUCCGGAAAUGUUGAAGACGAUUCUUAUGUCCUCCGUCAAUCCGGAGCGGAGGAAAGAGAUGGAGCGCAGCGCGGAGCUGCAGCUGGCGCAGAUCUCGGCCAUGCCAGGCGGACAGCAGGCGAUCAACCAUUUCAUGGACCAGAUGAACGCGGACGGGGGGGAAGAGGAGACGGAGAACGAGCGGGCCAUCCGCAUCGGCACCUCCGCUCCCGCCGACACGAACGACCGCGUCUACACGCCCGAUCCGACGAAGGAGGCGAAUAACGACCCGCUGCCGAACCCGUGGGCUGCCGCAGGCGUCGGCGCCUCCGCUGCUGCUGCGGGUGCGGCGGCGAACCCCUACGGUGCAAUGGGAGGCGGCGGGAUGACCCCCGGUAACCCCUUUGGCUUCUUCCCACCCGCUGCGCCAAAUGCGACGGCGGCAGGCCCUUCCUCCUCCCCAUCGUUUCCUUCUCUGCCGUUUGGGAGCCAAGACCCUGCGACGAUGCAGGCCGUGUGGAUGAUGAUGAUGCAAUCCAUGAGUAACACCAACGGCGCUGCGCCGGCCGCUACAGCAUCACCGUCCCAGGCCGUACAGGUGGAAUCAGCAGAUCCAGAGGCACAGGCGUCCGCUGAACCGGUCUCAGUUGUGUCGGAGGAAACCAUUCAGGCGGGUUUAGCAGCGCUGCGUGAAAUGGGCUUUGAGGACGAGGCCAUGUGCCGAGAGGCGCUACAGGCCACUGGAGGAGACGUAGAGGCCGCCGUGGAUUACAUUGCCGAUCACGAAAGCGAAAAAUGA
Molecule: messenger RNA, 1435 nt
Organism: Leptomonas pyrrhocoris
Lineage: Eukaryota; Euglenozoa; Kinetoplastea; Trypanosomatida; Trypanosomatidae
Exons: 1
Coding region: 182-1435 (417 amino acids)
Biological process (GO): ubiquitin-dependent protein catabolic process
Cellular component (GO): cytosol
Molecular function (GO): polyubiquitin modification-dependent protein binding
Source: RefSeq, a predicted model, not a curated record